Adineta ricciae is the source of this 1545-nucleotide messenger RNA. Lineage: Eukaryota; Metazoa; Rotifera; Eurotatoria; Adinetida; Adinetidae. The record is from the annotation of a GenBank genome assembly.
AUGUCGUCCUGGUUUAUUACUCUGAAUAUCCUUCUUCUUUUAUCAUCAACUGUUUUACAAGCUCGCUUUCGAAUCAAUUCAAAACGGCGAUACCCAAUGUCAACCAAACCUUUUGUUCCGCCACCGUAUCCAUUCGAUGACAACUCGUAUCAUGCAUCUGAAGACGAUGAUUCUUUGACAGAAUCGCACUCAACAACAAUGUCAACGACAACAGCACGAACAAAGAAUCGUGCGAGUGAUGAACAAGUUCAACAAUUUACUCGUCUCAUCUUCGAACGUCUAAACUUAAAAGAACCACCUAAUGUCACCAUGCAUGUUCAUGAUGGUACUGGCAUUCCAUCACCCCUUGUCAAGCAACUUGAAGAGCAUCCUAAGCAUCAUGACGAAGAAGACCGUAUAUCUUCUCAACAGAAGUAUCAUGAUGAUAUUCAACCAACAACGGAACGUGCUAUCUUACCUGGCGAAUUCAUCCCAAGUCAUACUUGUCAACGACAACUAUCAGUCAAAUUCAGUUUGAACAAGGAAACAGCUAACAAUAUCGACUGUUUUCGGUUUGCUAAAUCACCUAUGGAGUCGAAAAGUUUACCAACAAAUCAAAUCAUCACACAAUUACGCAUUUACGUGAAAAAGAAUUACUUUCACAACAAUCCGCAACUGGAAGAUAAAUUAACGGGAGACAUGUUUCAAAUCUACCAAGUUUUUCGACCAACAUCAAAUGAAACGUUAGCAAAUCCAUUUCAAAGUCUCACAGGAACCAUCCGUUUAGCUAUCAGCGAAGUCAAAGAACUGAAUGACAAAUGGCUCGAGUUGACUAUCGAUCCACGCAAUGGACAAAUAAGCAUCCAACAAAUCUAUAAGCAAUUCAUCAUGCCAUGGUAUGGCUUGGCAAUCAAUCGUGAACUUCAAACACCAUCAUCGUCACAAGCAUGGGCAUCCUACUAUCGUCGAUACUACUCCAAAAAGAGUUUCGAUAGCUUCUUACGUUCAAAUCCGGAUGAAGAUUAUGGUAAAGAUUCUUCUAAACAAUUGCCAUAUAUGCUGGUUGAAUAUGGUGAAAAGAUUGCGCCGGCUCCUGGAAAUCGCGCAACGCGCGGAGUUAGAAAGGUUCGUCCACCUCAAACAUGUGAUCCUAAAAGUCCAUGUUGUCGACGUCCACUGACAAUCGACCUCGAUCAAGGCAACAAUGCACUGAAUUUCGUCAUCUACCCACGAAAGAUUGAUAUCGGAGAAUGCGUUGGUCUCUGCGGCACAAGUGGCUCAUCACUUAAAUUUACUGAUGUUAAAAAUGCCCAGGUGAAAAACGAACAAAAUGCAGCACAUAACCUUCUCUUACUACAUCACAAUGGUUAUUAUCACAAGAAUACAACGUCGCAUGAAAACAAAAGCGAUCAACAAUCGUCAAACUGCUGUUCUUAUUCGCGCACAGGUGGCCUCGAACUUAUGUAUUCAACUACAAAUGGUGGACCUAUCCUACGUAAAUUUAUACCAGGUAUAAUCGUUGAAGAAUGCAGAUGUGGAUUACCGGCUACAAUUCAACAAGUCUAG